UUUCCUCCUCCUCCUCCUCCUUCCAGGCUGAAGGGCAGAGAUGGAGGAGCGCCUUCCUCCAGACACCGGAGCCGGGAGCUGACAGGAAGGAAGGCAGGCAAUGGAGGGCCCGGCUCUCCGUAUGAGGAGCCGGCCGGGAAGUCUCUGGGCCUCCCCCUUGCAAUACCCCCAAGGGAGAGGUGCCAUGAUGAACUCCGGUUUAAAGUAAAGGAGAAGGAUUCACAGAAGAAAUGAAGAUACCAAAACUGUUCUGGGUUUUUGCAGUUUUCAUGUGUGCUGCUCUGUGUGCUGUGUAUAUAAAAUGGAAUUUGAAUGUUAAAGCAAGAGAUCUUCCUGAUGACUUGAACAAUCAACCUGACGGCGAGACGAUUUUCUAUGGCAUCAUGUUCGAUGCUGGAAGCACUGGGACACGCGUACAUGUAUUCAAGUUCUCACAGAAACCAAAAGAAAUUCCUCGACUAAUCCAUACCACAUUCAAAGCAAUAAAGCCAGGACUUUCUGCUUAUGCUGACGAUGUUGAUAAGAGUGCUGAAGGAAUCAAUGAGCUACUGGCAGUUGCUAAAGAUGAUGUCCCUGAGAAUUUGUGGAAGUCAACCCCUGUGGUCCUUAAAGCAACCGCUGGGUUAAGGCUGUUGCCCGGAGAAAAGGCUCAGGAACUGUUGGACAAGGUGAAGUCUGUCUUUCAAAAAUCUCCAUUCUUAGUAGGGGAUGAUUGUGUCUCCAUAAUGGAUGGAACGGAUGAAGGUAUUUCUGCAUGGGUUACUGUCAACUUUUUAACAGAUAGUUUGAAUGCUCCAGAAAAGAAAUGUGUAGGAAUGCUGGACUUAGGAGGUGGAUCAACUCAGAUCACAUUUCAUCCAAGCACCAAGACCACUCCAAAGAGCACCUCUUCUAGUCACAUCACUUCUUUUCAGAUAUUUAGUACCACGUACCAACUGUAUUCUUACAGUUACCUUGGACUUGGGUUAAUGUCUGCAAGGCUGGCGAUUUUAGGAGGAGUUCAAGGACAAGCCUUACCUGAAGGUGAAAAACUAACAAGUCCCUGCUUACCGCCAGACUUCCAGGGUGAAUGGGAACAUGCUAAGAUAACAUAUAAACUCAAAGGGCAGAAGGCAGGAAAGUCGUCUUUUAAAUCAUGUUUUGAUGAAAUAGCUAAGCAUCUCAGCAAGAAGAUUGACAAGGCAGUUGAAGUAAAGGACUCGGAGUUUUAUGCUUUUUCCUAUUAUUAUGACCGGGCCGUGGAUGCUGGCUUAAUAGAUGCUGAAAAAGGAGGAACUCUAGCAGUCAGUGACUUUGAAACUGCUGCAAAGAAAGCGUGCAAAGCCAUGGAAGUUGAUAAAGGAGAGCAUCCAUUUCUCUGCAUGGAUCUCACUUACAUAAUUUUUCUAUUGGAAGAACUAGGCUUUCCAAAGAAUUACGUUUUUAAGCUUGCUCGAAAAAUCAAAGACUCUGAAACCAGCUGGGCCCUGGGAGCAAUCCUUCACUACAUGGAUUCACGCCACAACUUGCGGCAUUAAGGUUGUUGGAGUCAUGCAGGAAGCGGCAAGUCUGUCGCUACACAGAAGCAGUCUAUUCCUUGUGCCUGCAAACUACAGCAAGCCCCUGCGACUACUGUGAUUCGUACUGUUAGAUCUGGAUGUAUGCUUAAUAUAUCAAGACCUUGAGCUAUCUCAGCAGUGGAUCUCUGUGCAGUUCAACAUAUCAGUACACUCCAUAAAUAUCCCGCUGGAAAACAGUGGCUUUUCCCUCUGGAAAAUAAUAGGCCGUGGCAGCUAAAACCCAAUCUUGGAGAGCAGAUCUGAGACUUGAACCAGAUGAAUGUAAAAGCCAUCCUGUGAAUCAUGCUGAGACUUUUUUCAUGUUUCCCAUUGUCCUAUACUCUCUGUGAGAAAAGCACACCAAUCAAGCCUUUUGCCCUCGCUGUUAGCAAACUGAAUCUAGUGUCAAAAGCAAGUGCAACUUUUAAUGCUAUUUUUUUUGCGUGUCAUUGUGAUUUGCUUUGAUAUUUUUUGAGUGUGAAAACUGUUUUUAAAAUGUUUGACAUCAUCUGAUUUUUUUUUCCAGGUACGUAAUGAGAUUUGGGGUUUUUUUUGAUAGCUGGUUCAACUGUGCUUCCAAAUUUCUGUUACUGGAUCACUGAGUUAUUUUGGAAGAGAAGUGAUGACUUAAAGCUGAAGUCUUUC
This is a messenger RNA of Anolis sagrei ordinatus, 2183 nucleotides long. It is a transcript of the gene ENTPD6, whose product is annotated as ectonucleoside triphosphate diphosphohydrolase 6. The record is from RefSeq and is a predicted model, not a curated record. NCBI's taxonomy places the organism in Eukaryota, Metazoa, Chordata, Lepidosauria, Squamata, Anolidae. Gene Ontology annotation, molecular function: hydrolase activity. Gene Ontology annotation, cellular component: Golgi apparatus.